AACACAGCAAAAGAAUUUCAGGAUGAAAUACCUUGUGGCAGUUGUAUUUGGUGCUGGAAUCCUUGUGGCUAUAAGCAACGCAGCCUGUUUCCGUUCUGACAACAAAAUUAUAUUCGGCCAAGAACCUAAAGGGUGUUACUUUGGAAACAAGAUGCAUCUACUCAACAGUGAGUGGCGGACCAAAGAUUGUUGGGACUGUACAUGUAAUUCAGUUGGAAACUACAGAUGCUGCACAGCUUAUGGCAGACCAGUAAACUAUGAUCAGAAGAGAUGCAAGUUUGUGUUUGACCAAAAGGAAUGUAAAUACAAACUGAUUCCAAAUGAAGAUCCAACCAUACAGUGUGAAUCUUAUGGAAUGGUGGGCUGAACUUAUUGGCUGCAAUUUCUACCUUAAAACACAACCUUGAAAAGGAAGAUAGUCAAAAUGUAUUCACCAUGUACAAGUUAAGAUCAAAUAAAAAGUCUCUUUCUUCACAA
This is a messenger RNA of Bufo bufo (common toad), 477 nucleotides long. Its product is annotated as beta-microseminoprotein-like. The coding region runs from base 23 to 367 and encodes 114 amino acids. The record is from RefSeq and is a predicted model, not a curated record. Lineage: Eukaryota; Metazoa; Chordata; Amphibia; Anura; Bufonidae. The transcript is spliced from 4 exons.